Molecule: messenger RNA, 1320 nt
Organism: Sporothrix schenckii 1099-18
Lineage: Eukaryota; Fungi; Ascomycota; Sordariomycetes; Ophiostomatales; Ophiostomataceae
Product: salicylate hydroxylase
Exons: 7
Coding region: 1-1320 (439 amino acids)
Molecular function (GO): monooxygenase activity; FAD binding
Source: RefSeq, a predicted model, not a curated record
AUGGCACUGAACGUCGCGAUCGUCGGCGGUGGCAUCAGCGGGCUGUCGGCCGCCGUGUCGUUGCGCCGGGCCGGGCACAAUGUCCAGGUCUACGAGCGCUCGGCUCAUAACAACGAAGUUGGGGCGGCCAUCCACGUCCCGCCCAACGCCGCACGGGCGUUGCUGGCCUGGGGAUUGGACCCCGUCCACGCCAAGUUUGUCACCACCAAGUCGAGCUACCGUGCCCACGAGAAGACGCUGGUGCGCUUCCAUACCGGCAGAGAAGUCGAAGAGCAGAUUCCCAUCCGCUGUGGCGCGCCCUGGUUUCUUACCCAUCGUGUUGAUCUCCACGAAGAGCUGAAGCGGCUGGCAACCGAGCCCGAGAGCCCCCAGGCGCCCGGCCGUCCCGCCCAGGUGGCCUUGCGUACCAAGGUCGUGAAAUAUAACACGGCCGACACGUCCAUCACACUAGACAAUGGUGACGUCGUCCAGGCCGACGUUGUCAUCGCUGCCGAUGGAAUCUAUAGCAUUGCCGUCGAGGCCAUCCUGGGCGAGCCUCGCCCCCUCGGAGCGCCGCAAAAUGCGUGCUUCCGCUUCCUGAUCCCGGCCGAUGCGAUCAACGCAGACCCAAAGACAAAGUUUUACACCGAGGACGACGACGGCCGCAUGAAGUUCUUUGUUGGCGACGACAAGAGAAUCGUGUCGUACCCAUGCCGCAACAAUGAAAUCCACAACUUUGUGGCCAUCUACAAUACCGAGCACGAGACUCUCGACCUCUCGAAGAAAGAGAGCCGCCACUCACCCGAGGACAAGGCCAAGCUCCUCGCAAAAUACUCUGAUGUCCAUCCAGACCUCUUUGCUGUUAUCAGCAAAGCGACCGAAGUCAUGCAGUGGCCGCUCUUGUUCCGGCCUCCCAUCCCGACCUGGACCAAGGGUUGCACCGCCCUGGCGGGAGAUGCUGCUCACCCCAUGCUUCCCCACCAGGGACAGGGCGGUGCCCAAGGCAUCGAGGAUGGCGUCGUGCUUGGUCUUGUUCUUGUCGGAGCCACCAAAGAGACCGCAGCUGAGCGGCUCCGGUUGUACGAGAAGAUUCGCCGCAAUCGGGCCAGCAUCAUCCAGAUCUUCAGCAAUGCCGGCCAGGACCAACCCGAGCUCAUCCGGAAGGAUGCGUCUGCCUUUAUGCCGGAAGAUAAGAUUCCCAAGCGCCCCGAAGACUUUUUCGACUACAACUUCCGCUACGACGUCAUUGAAGACUCGGUCAGUCAGCUCAAGGAGCAAUACCCGACGUUCGAACUGCCGGGCAACUUCUUCCAGAACACACCCGGCAAAAUCCGUGCUUAA